AAAAAAAGUCAACCAUGGUUUUCACAAUGUUUGAUAAUGAAAAACUUGACAAAAUCCUAGAAAGAGAUUUCACGAAUGUGUUCAGGCUAGGACAUAUAAAUGUCGAGGGAGUUGUAAUGCCGAAAAGGUUCGCGGAAAUGAAAAGUGAAAUUUUGAAUUGGAACGUAAAUGAAAAUGAUGUGUGGAUAUGCAGUUUCCCGAAAACAGGUACUACUUGGACUCAAGAAAUGGUAUGGAUGAUAAUGAACAAUUUGGAUUUCGAAAAGGGUAAAACCAAUUUAGGAAUUCGAUCGCCGUUUUUAGAAGUUACAGCUCUUUUCGAUUACCGGAAUUUCCAAAAAGAAAAUACAGAUUUUCAUCCUCCUCCUUUCAUAGAAGAUUCGCUGAAGUUUGUCAAAGAGUCCAGUCAAAAUGGACCGUUAUGUAUAAAAACUCAUCUACCAUGGCCUCUUCUACCAAAAGAAAUAAGGGAUAAUAUAAAGAAACCUAAGAUUAUUUAUGUUACUCGAAAUCCCAAGGAUACCUGUAUAUCAUAUUACAAUCAUUCAAAAUUGAUGGAAGGCUAUAAAGGAAACUUUGAAAAUUUCUGCGAAUUGUUUCUUGCAGGCAAACUGAGUUUUGCACCAUACUGGAAUCACAUUUUUCCUUUUUGGGAAAGGAGAAAUCAACCAAAUAUUUUGUUUUUAAAAUACGAAAAAAUGAUCGAUGAUCUUCCUUCAGUUAUUAAAGAAGUUGCGGAUUUUUUAGAAAAACCUCUGACAUCCGAAAAUAUCGAUGCUUUAUCCAAGCAUUUAAGCUUUGAAAGCAUGAAGAAUAAUCCGUCUGUUAAUUACGAAGUAGUGAUAGGAAUGCAUAGAAAAUUCAAAUUAAUUGAAUGCGAAGGAAAUUUCAUGAGAUCGGGGAAAGUUGGAGAUUAUAAAGCGAAAAUGAGUCCGGAUAUAAUUCAAAAAUUUAAUGAUUGGACAGAAGAAAAUACCAAAAAUACUGAUUUUAGUUAUUAAUAUUUUCUUUCCUUGUAAAUUGAUAAUUAUAUUGUUUCUAUUUGA
This is a messenger RNA of Diorhabda sublineata, 1046 nucleotides long. RefSeq names its product luciferin sulfotransferase-like. NCBI's taxonomy places the organism in Eukaryota, Metazoa, Arthropoda, Insecta, Coleoptera, Chrysomelidae. Gene Ontology annotation, biological process: sulfation. Gene Ontology annotation, molecular function: sulfotransferase activity. The transcript has 5 exons. Gene Ontology annotation, cellular component: cytoplasm. The record is from RefSeq and is a predicted model, not a curated record. The coding region runs from base 15 to 1001 and encodes 328 amino acids.